Messenger RNA from Cricetulus griseus (Chinese hamster), 2480 nucleotides. The record is from RefSeq and is a predicted model, not a curated record. Lineage: Eukaryota; Metazoa; Chordata; Mammalia; Rodentia; Cricetidae.
UGCGUCGCUGAUGCGCGGUUGCUAGGCCGAGAUGGCGCUUUGGUCGCUGGGCGCCAAUUCCGGCGCCUGGUGUAGGACUGUCGCCUGAGGCCUCUGCUUUUGCGAUAAGUGUCUCCUUGUCUGAGGCGGUUCAGCGCCGCGUGGGCUCCCUAGAGGACACCCUGACCUAUUGACCCACCCACGUCCUCAACCCUGGUCUCAGAUAUUGGCAGCUGUCAGCUGGCGACAUCAUGGUCCCGGGGAUCCGAAUCGUCGAUGUUAUUGUCGGAAAAGACGAAAAAGGAAGAAAGAUUCCAGAAUAUCUGAUACAUUUUAAUGGUUGGAACAGUAGUUGGGAUAGAUGGGCAUCGGAAGAUCAUGUCCUUCAUGAUACAGAUGAAAAUCGGCGGUUACAGCGUAAAUUGGCCAAAAAAGCAAUAGCUCGCCUGAGAGGUGCAGGAGGAAAGAAGAGGCGCUGUCGGCUGCCUGGUGUCGACUCUGUCUUAAAAAGUGUGCCAGUUAAAGAAACCACUCAAAAUGAUGAAAACUCAAUAAGCAGUACCUGUCAUGACAGCUCUGGAGAAAAAAAUGAAGAAAUAAAAGAACAUCGUCAGCGCCGUAUUAAAGUAAAGACUAAAGCGAAAAAAAAAGUAUUGUCACUGCGCUCAAGAAAGGACAUGGACGAAAGAACAAUAACCAUAGAUAUCCCUGAAGUUCUUAAGAAGCAACUUGAGGAUGACUGCUACUAUAUCAACAGAAGGAAACGGUUAGUGAAACUUCCAUGCCAAACCAACAUCAUAACAAUUUUGGAAUCCUAUGUGAAGCAUUUUGCUAUUAAUGCAGCCUUUUCAGCCAAUGAGAGGCCUCGUCACCAUCAUGCCAUGAUGCAUGCACACAUGAAUGUGCACUAUGUCCCGGCAGAAAAGAAUGUUGACCUUUGUAAGGAGAUGGUGGAUGGAUUACGAAUAACUUUUGAUUAUACUCUCCCAUUGGUUUUGCUCUACCCAUAUGAACAAGCUCAAUAUAAAAAGGUGACAUCGUCUAAAUGCUUUCUUCCUAUUAAGGAAAGUACCACCACAACUAACAGGAGCCAGGAGGAGCUGUCUCCUAGCCCACCUUUGUUGAACCCAUCCACACCACAGUCUACCGAGAGUCAGCCACUUAGUGGUGAACCAGCCACCCCCAAGAGGCGCAAAGCUGAUCCAGAAGCCCUGCAGUCUCUAAGGAGGUCCACACGUCAUAGUACCAACUGUGACAGGCUGUCGGAGAGUAGCUCCUCACCUCAGCCGAAGCGCCGGCAGCAGGACACAUCUGCCAGCAUGCCAAAGCUGUUUCUGCACUUGGAAAAAAAGACGCCUGUGCAUAGCAGAUCAUCUUCCCCCAUUCCUCUGACUCCAAGUAAGGAAGGGAGUGCCGUAUUUGCUGGCUUUGAAGGGAGAAGAACCAAUGAAAUAAAUGAGGUCCUGUCCUGGAAACUUGUGCCUGACAAUUAUCCGCCAGGAGACCAGCCACCUCCCCCUUCAUUCAUUUAUGGUGCACAGCAUUUGCUGCGAUUAUUUGUAAAACUUCCAGAAAUCCUUGGGAAGAUGUCCUUCUCUGAGAAGAAUCUGAAGGCUUUACUGAAGCACUUUGAUCUCUUUCUGAGGUUUUUAGCAGAAUACCAUGAUGAUUUCUUCCCGGAGUCAGCUUAUGUUGCUGCCUGUGAGGCACACUACAGCACCAAGAACCCCAGGGCAAUUUAUUAAAGAUUCAAUGGUUCUGGAAAAAUAGCUGCACUUUGCAGCUUUAUAUUUUAGGUUCCAGGUGAAAUGUUAAUGAGAUGUGGACCUAUCCUGGGGGUUCUCUGAAAGAGGCAGGCUCUGUUGUUUGAGUUGCUCAUGUACUGUUAUUUCUGUUAAGAAUUAUUUUCUGAGCUCUGUAUUGUGGUCCAUGCCUAUGGGGGGGUCAGUUUAAUUAAUGAAUUAAUUAAUGAUUUUUUAAAUGUAAUGAUUACUUCCUGGGUGCCUGAACGUAUUCCAAAGCAACACUGUUGCACAAGCUGUGUGUGCUAGCAGGAUAAAAACAGCCAUAGCUGUGUUCACAGGGAAACGUUCAUGAACGUGUACUAGGUUAAACAUUGUUCUGGUAGCCAUUGCAGUUGGUUGUUAGCAAGAACCGCAUUGUUUGAUUAUUUGUUAAUGUUAAACAAAAUGGUUUUGAAAACUGUUUUCUGUUCAACAGAUCUUAGGAUGUGCUUGGAAGCCACAAAGUACUCUGAAAGUAGUUUAGAGGAAACUGAUAUUGAUGGCAAAGGAGAACUUGCAGCUAUGCAUUGCUUGUAGCAGUUCCCUUUCUCCGAAACAUUAUUUUUGUUGCUCUAAAUAAAGCGUUGCCUGUCUUGUUUGAGAUUUUACAGCCAUACUCUGCUGUGUAAUGUUAUAGUUCCUUUUCUAUAAAAUGUUAUUUUGGGUGAUCUAAAUAAAGCUUUGCCAGUUUUGUUUGAAAGAAGCAAGAGAAGCUUU